Molecule: messenger RNA, 999 nt
Organism: Diaporthe batatas
Lineage: Eukaryota; Fungi; Ascomycota; Sordariomycetes; Diaporthales; Diaporthaceae
Exons: 3
Coding region: 1-999 (332 amino acids)
Biological process (GO): mRNA 3'-end processing
Cellular component (GO): mRNA cleavage and polyadenylation specificity factor complex
Molecular function (GO): mRNA binding
Source: RefSeq, a predicted model, not a curated record
AUGUCUACCAAGACCCCUUCCCGGGUUGUCUUUGUGGGCAACAUCCCCUAUGGCUUGUCUGAGGAGCAGAUCAGCGAGCUGUUCAGCAGUGCUGGCCAGGUUCUGAACUUCCGCCUUGUCUACGAUAGAGACACAGGCAGGCCAAAGGGUUUUGGUUUUGCAGAAUACCCCGACGCAGAUUCCGCCGCAUCGGCAGUAAGAAACCUGAACGACCACGAGAUCAUGGGUCGCAAGCUUCGUGUCGACUUCAGCAACGAGGGCGGGGCGGGAGGAGACGACUCUGGCCGCAACAACGACCGCGACAACGGCAACAACAACUACGCCCCAAACAACAACGCCAACAACAACAAUAACAGCAACUACAACCAGGGCCCUCCCAAUGGCAACGACUCCCAGUCCGCCGGUGGAGCCCUUCCCCCUCUGCCACCAGGCCGCGAGCUGCCCCCCGGCGUGACCUGCACCGACGCCAUCUCGCGCACCCUCAACACCCUGCCCCCGGCCCAGCUCCUCGACAUCCUCUCCUCCAUGAAGCAGCUCGCCACCACCGACCCGGCCCGCGCCACCGAGCUGCUGAACCAGGCCCCGCAGCUCUCCUACGCCGUCUUCCAGGCCCUGCUGCUCAUGGGCCUCGUCUCCCCGGAGGCCAUCAACGCCGUCCUCGAGCCCGGCGCCAACCCGCCCGCCGCUGCUGGCUACCCUCCUCCCGCGCAGCAGCCCGUUGGCUUCCCUGGCGUCGGCGCGACAAACACCCCGCCCGUGGCCGCCCCGAACCCCUACGCCCCGCCCCCCGUUGCCGCUGCGGCGCCGGCCCCCGCCGCGGUCCCCGCUGCUGGUCCCCCGGCUGCUGCUGGUGGUGCCUUUGGCGCCGCCGCCGGCCAGAACCCAGACGACCUGAUCCAGCAGGUUCUUUCGCUCCCCGAGGAGGUCAUAGCGCAGCUUCCCGAGGCAGAGAAGCAGACUAUUCUCCAGCUGCGGGCGCAGUACAGCGGUCAGCGGUGA